CACCGAUCCUGGGCCCAGGAUGGGCUUGGCCAGGAGUAGUGUAUGUGCACAGUUGGCGCCCUCCCAGGGGGCUGCGCGCAGCGAUCGCCGGGUGAGUGAUGGAGGCGACCAUACGGCGCGGCGCCCUGGGCCACAUGGCCGCGCGGAUGGCCGCCGCCACUCGCCAGCGGUGGCGGCGCGGCUCCGCGCCGCCAGCGAGAGCAGUCGGAGGAGGGACAGUCGAGCGACGCAGGAAAAUAGGUUUGACUGUGCCGACAUUUGCGCGCAAGCUGUCCGCGUCAGCUGCGGCGUAAGGUCGCCUACGUUUUCUCUCGCAAGACGCGAUUCUGAUCGUCGCUCUGUUGAGACACGGGGUCGCCUGUUGGCCGUCGGCGGGCCGCCCCAUCGCCACGGUGGAGCCCAGCUCUGAAAGCUGGUGCGUUCGGACGCCGUCGGGUCGGAGGGCCGCCGUUGUCUCAACUGGCCCUCCCCCGAAGCAGGAGCAGCAGCCGCAAGCGCGCAAAGAGGCGUCGUGCAGGUGCCGCCCCUGGCGCGCCCCGCGCGACAGUGCGGGGGGUCCCAGCGCAGAUCCAAGAAAUCCGCGCGGACCUCCGAGACGUGAUGUUUGUGCCGCUCUCUGUUCCUCUACACCUGCAGCCCGACGAGAUUCGGGGCAAGAGGGGCGUCUUGGACCGUCGCAUCCAGGAGAGCUCGGCGCUGCUCCCGACUCUGCGCAUCCCAGGGCGGCGCCGCGGGCCGUCGUGGGUCCGGAGGCCAAGACGCAUGGCACGGACGACAGCUCGGACGGCCUCUUCCCGAGGGAGUCGGCGAGGCACGCAGUACAGCACAUCGGCGGCCGCUUUCGGACAUGCUGCCAGCCGACGGCCGAGACUCCGAGAAGGGAGGGCACGCCGGAUGACAAGUUCUUGCGGCAGCCGACGGUGCACCCGGUGCGGUGCAGCUGCGGCGGCAUGCAGAUAUUCAGAGCCACGACCAUGGACAGGGAGGGCAGUAGCGCUUUCGUCACACCAUCACAGAGGACGCCACCGUCGCCCGCGGCACUGUAUUCCCGUCGCAGCCGGAUUAUCGGGGGGGCGACGCCCGCCACCCCAAACAAGGAGAGCAUUUUGCUACGGCAGAUGAAGUUGGUAAUGCACCUCGCGCCGAACCUCUGCCUGCGGCGUGCAGGUCUCAGGAGCUGUCAGCGGCCGGAGAGCACUGGACUUACGUCGGACUAGGCCGCCGUGUCUUGUGGAGGCCAACGCUGCGCGCGGCGCUGCGCCUCCAGGCCGGCGCGCGGGGCGCUGGGGAGCCGAAGGCGGAGACCAAGGACCGCAGGGGCACCUCGAGCGACACCAGCCGCAGGGGACUGCGGCAUGAGCUGCUCCGCCGCGCGAACGUGCAGCCCGGCCUCCGCAGGGUCCUGCCCGGGGGAGGGGGAGUCCGCGCCGCACCCCCAGAGCUGCCAGCGGCCGCGGCGGCGUGCAGCUCCGCCCUCUGCAGGGUCCGCGGAGGAGCAGGGCGACGCUGCACCGGGCACGGCGCGCUGCUGGCGGUCGAGGCAGAUGUUCGGCAGCACGCUCGGGAGCCUGCACAGGGGCCCGGAGCCCAGGGGCAGGGCGGGCGCGGGUGGCAGCCGCUGCGUGGAGGACGACGCUGCGCUCGGAGCUCCGCUUCCGCGGCAGCUGCGCCGUGCGGGCCGCCGCGAGGCUGCAGGCCAGGGUCCCGGAGGCCUGGGCGGGCGGCGUGCACGGCAGCUGCGCGGGCGGAAAAGUUUGUGCGGGAGGGCGCCGUCGCGCGGUGGGCGGCAUGCAGAUCGCUGUGCCGGCGGCGGUGGACGGCAGAGUGCCAUCGAAAAUUAUGCGUAUGCCGUUUCUUGGUUCCUCCGUGAACGCGAUGUCGAGGUCGCGAUGACCACGAUAUCCAGGGCAGUGAGGGCCCCGAUUACGUAUCGCCUGGCUUGCGCAGAGCGGGAGUUCGAGGUCUGCCGCAGGCUUUCAGACUACCGCGUCCAGACGAAUUGCACACUGCACCCAGAGCCGUGCCCAGAAAGCCCGCCCCUGCGUUGCAGCGCAGGUGCGAGGAUUCGGAACACCAGAAAUUCACCCUCGUUUCAUGUGUUUGUGAGCCUGCCCCAUCGUCCUCCUCCCUCCCCAGCCACUUCUGAGCAACCCGGCACGAAACUGGCUGGACUGCACUUCUUGUCGCCAUCGAAUGGCAACAACAUUGUGGGCAUUAUUUUCGCUUGCCUGCAGCUUGCAGCUAUCAUCCCGAGGCGGACUGGACUGGCGCCGCGCACAGCCGCUGCGCGUGCAGUCUGCGUGGAUUGGUGGCGCUGCGUGUGUCGCCACCAUGCCGUCCAGAAGGCUGGUUGGAUUCGUGAUUGAUGUGAUUUGCGAAGUAUCGUAGACGUUCUCUGCUCUCGGCUGCCGAGAGAGAACCCGUAUUCAGUCUCCAAUGCACACCACUGUUCUUGUGGUCCGCCUGCGACCCCCCCGCCGGCUAUACCCGACAGGACCCCCUCCGCCGCGCGACCUGCAAGCUUGUUUUCGGCCCCCGUAGACCAGGCAGUGUGGCGGGCCUGGUCCACCUCUGCCGCAGGCCCCCAUUGCAAUAGGCGUGGCGGAGUCUAUCCCUGUCUGCCGGUCGCUGUGGAUGAGGCGGGCGCUUCAGCAGCAGGCACCCUAGUGCUUGGGGCGCACCGGUCAUCUCACUUUCCCGCUUCUCCUUCCGUCCUCACUCUCUGCGGCGGGUGUGGAAAAGUCGCUGUCGCAGCCACAGGCAGCCGUGGAGGCACGGGCGUGCAGAGACACACCGUGGUUAUAUUGCAGCAACGCAGCUUGAAGCAGAAGUAGUCUGUCUUGUCGGCAGCGGGCUCAGCUUUUCAUGUGCAAUCCCCCAUAUCCCCCUCCAUCGUGCCGCCCUGCUGCGGCGGGCGUUUACAGCAGGCAUGGUUAGUGCUCACAACUCUUUUCUUUGAAGGCCGCCGCGGAAGAAGCGGUGACAUCGGUUGGAGCGCUUGCAGGGCAUCACCGUGAUCCGAUCCCUCAUCACUCUUGCCAGCGGCGGUCUAUCACCGAAAGAAACGCCAAUAUUUCGGUCUCCGCUGCUGUCUUGAUGGUUUUCGUGCUGGGCUAUUGUUUAAGAUGUUAGGACAAGUCAGAAGCAGUGCUUGUGUCUCGCUGAUUUUUUGGAGGCUGGCUGUUGAUACAUUUCGAGCAAGCUGCAGGGCCAUUUCCCUUGCGUGCAGGCCUCCGUAGAAGCGCCGCAUGCUGCAGCAGGUGCCAGUUUUGUUCUGCCCGGUUCGCACCAUCGCGGCUGGUUAGAGAA
Molecule: messenger RNA, 3309 nt
Organism: Prorocentrum cordatum
Lineage: Eukaryota; Dinophyceae; Prorocentrales; Prorocentraceae
Source: the annotation of a GenBank genome assembly